AACCACAAUGUCGCCCGUCAUGGACACUAAAAAUCCCGAAUUUGUCUAUUUAAUGGGCAAAAACUACCAAAAAAUCAAAUUUCCGAAGCACAUUCUCGAAUGUAACAAGAUUUUUCGCACAAUUAUUCGCGAAAUCGAGUUGAAUUUGGAGGAAAAAUGCUCAAUUGUGAUCUUCUUGCCGACUGUCAAGAUCGCUGAACUGCAAGAAUUGGUGAAAUUUGUCGCACAAGAGAGUUCGCAAGCACUAAAAACCGUAAAUCGUGACUUGGAAAGGAUUCUUUUGAAGCUCCAACUGAUCGCUGGAUUGAAAGAUCCCGAAGAAGUCGCAGAAAAUGUCGAAUUACCGAGCGAAGAGUGGCUGAAAAUUGUUGACAGUAAGGAUUUUCAUGCAUUUUUGCCUCAAUUUCCGCCUGAAGGACCUCCAACUUCUACAGAUUUCAUCACGAAUGAGUAUCCGGAGCUGAAAAUUGAGCCAAUUUCGAGUGAUUCUACGAGCAAAGAGGACAACGAGGCAUUAGCGGGUGUUAAAAAACGAGCUUUAGAAUAUUUGGCGCCAAAAAUGCAAGAAAAUCAAAAUUUCAUUGGAAAAUUUUGUAUUUUUUCCUUAAUUGAAGCGAUUUUGCCGGGAUUCGAGUCUCGCACGGAACAAUUGACGCCGACUUUGAUGAAACAUUUCAUCACAUGGAAGGAAUUUGAGUUUUCUGGCGUCGGAUCGAAGCUCGUAGCAGCUAAAAACGAUGCUGCGGUCUUCGCAGUUAAUCGUUUGUUGGAUAUAAACUUGAAAAUUUACACGCCGCUGAGUAAAACGAAGCUCGUUAGUGACCUGAUGCCUAAAAUUCGUCUUGAUAAGGUUUCGUCGCGGUAUUUUGAGGAAGUUUUCGAGAUGUCAGUUCAGCUUCCAAAUGGGCAAAUUGUGCGUCGCAGAGGUCAUUCCUUGCACAAUGCCAAGGCAAAAGUCUUCCUUUUAGCCUCAAAAUUGCUCGCUACAGAACGAAAAUUGUCAGUUGAGCGUUUUAACAAACAGCAACUGAUAGAUUUUUAUCACAAAAACACCGCGGAACCCUCAUCGCCUUUGGGAAAUCUCGAUCCAACGUUGAUAAUCAAAGAAGCCUUGCGUGAUUUUAACCAAAACGACGUCAAAUUCGAUCGAGAUGCGCUCCGGAAGAGCGGUUUGGAACGUAUGAAGCCAUAUCUGACGGAAAAUUUGUUCAAAAAAUUGACUUCUGAACAAAUUCUUGUAAAAUUUUUGCCAGAAGCUGUCGUGACAGCGACGAAAAAGAGCUGUUCGAUCAGUUAUGAGGACCUUAAGUGGUCAUUUGAAGCAGCUUCAAAGAGAGAAGCGACGGAAAAUGCAGUGAAUGCUGUCCUGAAGGAGCUCUUUGGUAUCGAACUUGUGCCGCUUUUCUUUCAGAACCACGAGGAAUUGAAAGAAAAGCUUGCGUCACAAGUUUUGACAGCGAGAAAUGGCAAUAAAUGGACUUCGAGUAUUGCGAUCCAAGGUACAAUUAUCUCCAAAUCGGAUACUAAACUUGAAAAAUCAAAGAAAGCUGUGCUAAACGGUGCCAUUUCACUAAUCGCCAAGAAACAUGAGGACGAUGGAUGUUUCAUGAACAGAAUUGAAUUCGCCAAAUGUUAUGUAAACAAAAAAUCUCCAUUGCUCGAGCGAAUUCAGUUUAUUCUAACCUAUUUCACGCUUGAACAAAUAAAUCAAAAUAUUCGUUUUGAACCAACUGAUUGGUUAUUGAGCUCCUUUGAACGCACUUUACUUGACGAAAUCAACCAAAAUAUACAUGUUUAUGAACUGUCUGAUCGCAAAUUCAAAUCGUAUGUUCGUGUAAACAACAAACUAGUUUCUGCCACAGAUCUGAAGCCUCAUGCUGCGAAAAAAGCAGUUAUUGUUCAAGCUUUCAAGGAAAUUGAAAAGUUUGAGAAUAAACUCAUUGUGGUUUCAAAACCAUUUGAGAUGGAAAAAGUUAAGAAAAUCGUUACAGUAACAAUUGAGAAAAAGUCAAAAACUGCACCAAAAAUAUCAAAUCGUGAUAUUAUUGCUUCUUAUCGCAAAAAGGCUUUAGAACUGCUUUAUAGCGAUCGUUUCAAGAAACAAACGCAACGAGGACCUCAUCAUGCCAUUUCUCCUCUUUGUCUUCUGCAUAACGUUAUAUCACCGAGCAAGGUAAUCGUUUUGCAGGAGACACAACUUGGUCCCUACAAGUUCGAAUCAACAAUAGAGAUCGCUAAUAAAGCAGUUACAGGAAGCGGCGUCUCUAAAAAGGAAGCAAAACAAGAUGCGGGCCGUUUAGCUUUUCUUCAUAUCUUAAAAAUUGACUGGGAUCGUGCCGUUUGUGGAAUCAAACAAGAUUGACUUAUUUCUUCAUUUUUUUCAUAAUAAUAAUAAGAGUAAAUAAUAAAUUUAUAAC
This is a messenger RNA of Culicoides brevitarsis, 2417 nucleotides long. RefSeq lists its product as uncharacterized. The record is from RefSeq and is a predicted model, not a curated record. Lineage: Eukaryota; Metazoa; Arthropoda; Insecta; Diptera; Ceratopogonidae. The coding region runs from base 8 to 2362 and encodes 784 amino acids. The transcript is spliced from 6 exons.